AGUGAGUAUUAUAUAAAGCCACUCUCUGCCGUCGUCCCCUUCGCAUACCCCGAUCAAACCUGCACACACGCACACACCCGGAGAUGACGAAGGUGCCGAGUGGGCGUCUCUGCGCGGCAAUAAUGAUCGCCGUCUUCCUCUCUGCCGCCGCCGGAGACUCGGAUGAGUGUGUGUACACGCUGUAUGUCCAAACAGGGCAAGGCGUAAAAUCAGGCACGGACGCCAAGAUCAGCGUAAUCCUAGGCGAUUCCAAGGGUCGAUCGGUGUGGGUCCCGGACCUCGAGGCCUGGGGCCUAAUGGACCAGAAGCACGACUACUUCGAGCGGGGCAACCUGGACAUCUUCACCGGACUGGGCCCAUGCAUCGGCAAGCCACUGUGCCGCCUCAACAUUACCUCCGAUGGGUCGGGGAAACACCACGGCUGGUUCUGCGAGUACAUCGAGAUCACCUCCACUGGGCCCCACAAGGACUGCAGCCAGACCAUCUUCUACGUCGACCAGUGGCUCGCCACUGAUGCUCCGCCGUUCCAGCUGACGGCGGUGCUGGAUGGGUGUGGCAGACUCGGCCAGGGGGAGACUGGGCCGUUUGCCGUGGGUCGGCCCGCUGGGUCUGCCUCGGAAUAAUUUGGGCCCUCGUAGGAAUUUGAACGGUUUGAGUUUUUGUGCUUUCUUGUAGUGUGAUAUCGGAGCUUUUAAGUUUUAUCAGGGAGUAUUCCCUAUUCCGUUUGGCUACGUAUAAUUUAGUAUGAUUAAAUAAAUCUGUAUAAUUUACUAUGAUUAAAUAAAUCUGUUUAAAACUUGUUAUAAUAUUUAAUUUUUAUUAAA
Molecule: messenger RNA, 824 nt
Organism: Diospyros lotus (date-plum)
Lineage: Eukaryota; Viridiplantae; Streptophyta; Magnoliopsida; Ericales; Ebenaceae
Product: PLAT domain-containing protein 3-like
Exons: 2
Coding region: 84-623 (179 amino acids)
Molecular function (GO): protein binding
Source: RefSeq, a predicted model, not a curated record